GCGCGAGUGCCCGGAUGUUAGCUGUCCAGAGAAAGACACAGGAGAGGCGGAGAGGAGACAGGGACAAACCGGUAGAGGGACAGCUCGGCUCUAACCUGCGAGAACCCUACAGAGCUUAGUCACUUUUUGACGAAGAGAGAGGAAGCUUUGUUUUUCGACAAGGAAGGGGAGGGGACCGUUAACUUUGACUAACCUGGAGUGCUUUGCUCAACAGGACACCCGCCUCUGAAAUCCCCGGCAGUAUCUCGCCCUUGCAUGGAAGAAGCGAAUGAAUGGAGACCUGAACGAACAACUGAAAGUUGGAUUGUUUUGAAACAACUGGCCACCGGAUCGGCCUUCAAGAAGCGAGAACGCAGAUGGAUUUGACCUGGAAUCUGCUGAGGCGCUUGGGCUCCAAUCUGAAGGAGCUUCCGCGCUUGCCUCCAGUCUUUGCCCAAUCUCCAUCUGCUCCAUCCAUCAUGACCUCGGAGCUGGAGAGCAGUUUAACCUCCAUGGACUGGCUGCCACAGUUGACCAUGCGGGCAGCCAUCCAAAAGGCUGAUGCCCAGAGCGCCCAUGGCCCAGGCAUGGCUAAGAAGAGUGCCCUGCUUGACCCAAACACUACGCUGGACCAGGAGGAGGUACAGCAGCACAAAGAUGGAAAGCCACCAUACAGCUACGCCAGCCUCAUUACGUUUGCCAUCAACAGCUCUCCAAAGAAGAAAAUGACCCUGAGCGAAAUCUACCAGUGGAUCUGUGACAAUUUCCCCUACUACAGGGAGGCCGGCAGCGGCUGGAAGAAUUCUAUACGGCACAAUCUUUCAUUGAACAAGUGUUUUCUCAAAGUGCCUCGGUCCAAAGAUGACCCAGGAAAGGGUUCGUACUGGGCGAUCGAUACAAAUCCAAAGGAGGACACGUUACCCACCCGGCCCAAGAAGAGGCCACGGUCUGGGGAACGGGCUUCCACACCCUACAGUCUGGAGUCUGAUUCCCUGGGAAUGGACUGCAUCAUCUCUGGAAGUGCCUCUCCAACAUUGGCAAUCAACACUGUGACUAACAAGGUGGCGUUAUACAACCCUGACCAAGACGGGAGUGAUAGCCCUAGAAGCAGCCUUAACAACAGCUUGUCUGACCAGAGCCUGGCCUCGGUCAAUCUGAACAGUGUGGGCAGUGUUCACAGCUACACCCCGGUGACAAGUCACCCAGAGCCGGUGUCCCAGUCUAUAAGCCUGCAGCAGGCUCCCCAGCCCCAGUACAGCAUCCCUGAGCGAGACAAGCAGCUCCUCUUCUCUGACUUUGAAGAUCUCAGUGCCUCGUUCCGCAGCCUUUACAAGUCUGUAUUUGAACAGUCCUUCAGCCAACAGGGUCUGAUGGGGAUGCCAUCGGAUUCUUCCCAACAGAGCCACACCUCUUGCUCCUACCAACACUCCCCAAGCAGCACCAUUAGCACCCACCCACACACCAGUCAGAACAGCAUCACUAACUCGCACCCCAACAGUGUCCCCAACAGCGGUGCACAGGUGCCCCUGUCGCACCCAUCUCACUCUGCCCACAGCUCUCCCCACACACAGCACCUCUCUCAGCAUGGGCCACACACCCAUGCCCAACAUGGCCAGCAUGCACACUCGGCACAUACCCAACACCAGGCUCACACUCAACACUCCCAACACACUCAACACUCCCAGCACACUCAACACUCACAGCACUCACAGCAGCCCCAACAGCACCCGAAUCUCUCUCACCAGCCCCAUCCGGCCCAGCAACAGAUGCCCUGCAACACCGGUCUGCCGAGUGACUGGUAUCCCAAUCUGGAUGCACUGAAGGAAAGUUGUCGCAUUGCCAGCAGCUACAACUGGGCAGAUGUGGACCUCUCACCCUUUCAAGGAUUGAGAGAGAGCAUGAGGCAGGCUGAGCUGAAUAACUGGUCUCUGGAGCCGACUCAGAUUGUGGACCUUUGUUCGUCCAUAAACCAGUUCUUUGCCCGCACUGGAGUUAUUCAGCCACAAGGAGCAGUGCAGCCACCUGUGUGCCAUAGUGCCAUGCAUCCUGCCAAGCCCAGCCAGCACAUCAAUACAGGAAAUAUGUACAUGGACUCAAGACAGAGCAUGACCUCCAUGAUGGGUCCUCCAGGUUAUCCCCACAUGCCCCCCAUGAACAGCACAGGCAACACCAUGACAGGCCAUCAUGCACAGAUGAACCAGCAGCACAUGAUGCCUACUGGAAACUUCCCGAUGCGCCGCAUGCCUGCUGACGACAUCCAGGAUGACUUCGACUGGGACUCCAUUGUCUAGCCCCUUCACAAUAUGAGGAAGGUGGUGCAGGCAAAAUAGGAGUCUUGGAACGUAUUUGGAAGAAGAAAAGUAUGUGUGCGAGAGAGAGAGGGCUAGUCCCAAGAUAUCUGCAUACCCCAUGGUGGGAAGCGGUUUGGAACAGGGCGCUUCAAAAUGUGCAGGUGUCAUAAAUAUGAGCUGAAAAAGACUCUUGUUGUCCUGGUGUUUUUAGGUAAUGAAAACGAAAACAAACAAAAAGUUACUUUGAAGACAAUCACGUUUACUAGGAAAUGUUUAAGUGAUUGAUUUUUGUACUUGUCCAAAGGACAAAGCUCAUGUUCAUGUGAAAUGUAAAGUCCCCCCCCCCCCCCCCAUUCUCUGUGGCGCCAGAAACUCAGUUCAGUCUCCUAACUCCCUUUCUGUGAGUCAGCUGUUCGGCCAAGCUGUUCCCUGCCGUUAAUCUUGUGUGUGGGAUUUUAUAAAUUAUUUUGUGUGAUACGUUUGGCUUGUUCUCCCCCUCUCGUCAUCUGGUGCAGGCCUAAGCUGCCUUUCUGCUCAUUUGUGAUGCGCUAUCCCCCUCUGAAAAUGCAGGCCACUUUUCAGACAGGAAGAGUUCUCAGCUCACUCUCUCUGCACAGCACCGCAGGUUCUCUAGGUCUCUGUGAACUCCAGUGUGCCACACAUCACCUGAGCCUUUACUGUAACAUAAUAUCACCAAGCAUCCAAAUCAGAUCUCCGUGCUUGUGAAUGAUUAUCUGUUGUCUUUUUAAUGAUCGGUGUGGCUCAUAAGAUGUAUGUAAAGUUAACUCCAUUAUCUGCAGUAUUUGUACUUGUGUGUCUUUGCUGUUGCAAUGUAUCAUACUCCUGUCACUGAUAUUAACAGUAUGAAAUGGUGCAUCUGGAACUGACAUUGAUUCAGACCUCAGUUUUUAUUAAUCUCCUAUCUAUUUCAGUUUUCCCCAUCACUUUCAUGUCUGCAUGUGCAAUUGGUUUUCUUUGUUGGAUUCUUGCCAUUUCCGGUUGAGACUGUGCAGCUCUGGCUUGUCUUGUUUAAGGCCUGCUCCAGGUUUCAGGUAUUGUUUAGGAGAAAUGGUUGCUCUGAGAAAAAUGGUGCAGAUACAGUCAGCAAAUAAAGCGGAGAGGACCUGCUGCAUGGCUCAGCAAAACGAAGGUCUAGAAGUCUCGUCAUGCUGGUCUUCUAGGUUUUGUAUCCUUGGACAUCUACCGACUUGCUGUUUUGCUGCUCCAACAAGGACUUGUGCAAAGAGAGUACUGGUAAUUGGUUUUUGGAGUAAGAAUGUUGGGAGAUGGUGUAAUAUAGAUAGAGGACAUUGUUGAACUAUUAAAAAAAAAAAAAGGACUUUGAUUUCCAUACAUGUCUGCCAUACAUGAAGAAGCCAUUCAUGACCCUGACAUAAGUCAAUGCUGAAUGUUCACUCACUCCAUGGGUGCAAGUCACAGAAGUAAAAUCAAAAAUAUCCACAGACUACACCCCUAUUCAAACUAGGUAUUACAGUUUACCAUGAGCAAUUCGCAGGUUAAUUGUGCAAUAUUGUUAAUUAGGGCUAUAGAUUAUGAUCACCAUCAUUUCUACCAGUGAGCACAAAGUUGAUGAGCAAAGUUUGGGAAAAUUUUAGAUUAGAGUAAAAUACAUUUGGGUUAUCAGUGCAAACUUCAGAACACCAAGCACUUUGCUUAAAUCACCAUCUACUGAGCAGCCAUAAAAACAGUGAUUUGUCAAAGACGCAUAUGUUAAGACAUUGAUGUUGGUAGUGAUGGAGUGGAUCAGUGGGGUUGGUAUGUCACCUAGCUGUUUGAGCCUCCUUCUCCAGGCUCUAACACCUCUGUUCUCUGAAUCUGACCCUGCCCAAGCUAACCUUAUUAAUCUUACUAUUAAUAAGUGUAUGAUUACCAAUAGUAUUUGAUAUUUUGACAAUUUAUCAUGAGUAUGAUCUAUAGACAAUCAUGUUUUGUAUUACAGAAUCUACAGAUGUUUUUUUUUUUUUUUUUAACCUCCACUUACAUUAGAUUGCAAUGAUGGAAUGACUUAAGAAACCCUGUAUUUCUUUCACACUCACUCACACUCUCAAAUACUAUGUUCUUUAUCAACCAAAAGUUUACAAACUCCCUACAUGAUGCCCAGUAUCACUCUGAGCUGCAAUAUUUUCAGAGCCCUUAGCCGCCUGCUUCUGUGCUUUUAUGUAUGCAUGAGGCUGGUUACACACUUAAGCUAUACCUGAAGAUACCACAGUAGAGAUCACACUGCCACAACAUGUUAUUUUUUAGAGAUCUUCAUAUGUAUUUGAUUACAUACUGAAGCCCAUUUGACUCAUGCACUUUUAUGUGGGAAUAUUAUGCCAAUCAGUCAGAAAAGGGUUAUAUUUGAACAUGACCAAGUACGUUUUCUGGGUAAUUAAGAUAGCUUAAUAUAUUAAUGGUAAAGACUUGAACUCUUGAGUAAAACGUUAAACCAGUGAAGCAGCAACAGAAAAAGCCAGCCAAUGAAAAAGAAUCAGGGGGAAAAAAUUGGAAACUUGAGCAAUUAGGAAAUGAGUGAUGGUUCAGUCCAGCAUGCGUUACUUAUAAUUAAAUCACCAGCAGAUUCUGAGAAUAUGGCAUCAGAAGAAAGGUUCCAGGCGGUAGGCAAGCUCAAGACUUUUUUUGAUUUUUAAAUUCGUAGAUUUGUUAUAUUCUGUGCAACAGAAUUGAAACAAAGCUGUCAAUCCUGAACAUUUCCAGUAAAGGUGUAUGGGUAAUGUAUCAGGUUUUCAGUGUGAAAGAGGCUUUAGGUAACACCAAGUUCACUCUAGUUAAUGUCCCGUUAUUGUUGGUGUUAUUUUGCAAAACAAUGUUACAUUUGAUUUUUAAAGUAGCCUUUAGAAUACAUCAACCAGCAUCGUGCAUUCAGAACAUUGUUGUAUGUUGUCCCUAUAGAUUGUUUGUAUGAGUCAAAGUGACCGCACUUUUUUUAAAAAAAAUAUAUAGUGUUUUUAGAACAGCAUCCAUGUUUGAUGUGGGUUUUUUUCCCCCUUUGUCUCAGCUCACCUUGCCUUUUUAAGUUUUGUAACUGUUACCCCUCCCUUGACCCAUUUUUAUGAAGCCUAGAAAAAAUUUUGACUGCUUAUUUGUCAUUUGUACACUUUGAAAAUAAGCAGAUUUUUUGAAGCACAACUGCAGCUGUUAGAAUAUGCUGUGAGUGGACAUCUGGCACAUCUGUACAAUCCCCAAAACAUAUUCAUUUGGCACAACAUUUGGGUAUUUGUCCUGAUAUGCUGCCCAAAAAACAGACUGUUUAGAAAUAUGCUAUAGGUACUGUGACCACGUAUAUGAAAAUCAUAGACUUGGUUAUAAUGUAUGGCAAAGGCUUAAUAAAGCUACAUUUUAAAGGCAGCAAGUGAUGAGCAUUCUUCACAGCUGAAAUGAAAAUGGCUGAGCUGAUGGAGAGUAUGAAUACAACUGAUGUAGUAGUCCUUAAAAAAAAAAGUUGCUCCCUUUGUGUGAGCGUUGCGUGAAAGUUGUGUAAAGAAUUAUUCUCGUUUUAGUAAACAAGUGAAAAUGCACCUGCCAGAGAGAUUAUUAUUAAAGGGGACUGAAUGAGAAGCCUAGUUACACUUAAGGGAGAAAACUGCCAAUGACGUAUGGUAUUUGAGGCCUAUUUUAUUAAUUGUUGGUGUGGUGUUGUGCUUGUUGUAAAUAUAUUUGUCUUUUCAAAUGUCUCUUUUUUUGGGGGGGAGGGGGGUGUCCAGGGCAAGGGCUUGGGUUCACCUGCAAAAGAAAAGUGAGAAGCAUACACAGAGUAUUUUGUUAUUGUCCAAUCCAAGGGUGAUACAAUAUGUAUAUAUCUAUAUUGUAUAUAUGUGCAUUGGCUUUUUGUGUGACACUACCUUUUACCUGUACUCUGGUUGAACAUCGUGUUAAUGUUUAUGUAUUUUACUCUACUCUGUUUUUUGUUUGUUUUGUCUGUCAUUUCUUGUAUUUUUCUUUUUUCCUUUAUUGCACGGUUUAUUACUUUUGCUGUCCAACAAAAUGACACAGCUACUCCUUGUAUCGGUUUAGUGCUGUAACAUAACUCCAUGUAAAGUGUCAUUAGGAUCGUCAGUACAACUCCCCUGCCCCCAGAUAUGCAUGAAUGGAAUUUAAAGAAAUAAAAUGUUAACUUCACUGUGGAA
Neoarius graeffei (lesser salmon catfish) is the source of this 6418-nucleotide messenger RNA. It is a transcript of the gene foxj3, whose product is annotated as forkhead box J3. The transcript is spliced from 13 exons. Gene Ontology annotation, biological process: regulation of transcription by RNA polymerase II. Gene Ontology annotation, cellular component: nucleus. Bases 357 to 2270 code for a protein of 637 amino acids. NCBI's taxonomy places the organism in Eukaryota, Metazoa, Chordata, Actinopteri, Siluriformes, Ariidae. The record is from RefSeq and is a predicted model, not a curated record. Gene Ontology annotation, molecular function: DNA-binding transcription factor activity, RNA polymerase II-specific; RNA polymerase II cis-regulatory region sequence-specific DNA binding.